AUGUUGCGCUUCUGUGUCAAAGACUUUGAUUCCACUACAAGCAAUGAUUUCAUUGGCGAAUUCUCUAUACCAUUGUCCAGUGUGCGAAGAGGUUACUCGCAGAUCCGCUUGAAUACCGGCUUUCAACAUGUUUUCGAUGAAACAGCCACUCUUUUUGUUAGAAUUGCCAUAGAUGACCUGUAA
Molecule: messenger RNA, 183 nt
Organism: Cooperia oncophora
Lineage: Eukaryota; Metazoa; Nematoda; Chromadorea; Rhabditida; Trichostrongylidae
Source: the annotation of a GenBank genome assembly